Messenger RNA from Daphnia magna, 5070 nucleotides. RefSeq lists its product as uncharacterized. The record is from RefSeq and is a predicted model, not a curated record. NCBI's taxonomy places the organism in Eukaryota, Metazoa, Arthropoda, Branchiopoda, Diplostraca, Daphniidae. The transcript is spliced from 3 exons. The coding region runs from base 1 to 5070 and encodes 1689 amino acids. Gene Ontology annotation, molecular function: nucleic acid binding.
AUGCAAGCUAAAUACAAUCGACUCUCAGAAGCGGUCGCCAGAGACAUGGAAGCAUCAAACGCGACCCGUGCACAAUUCGAUGCCGAGGUCGAAAGCAUGAUCACUCUGGAGGAUGAGUGCAACGCUGCAUACGUGAUCGUCAGGCGAAAAAAGGAUGAAUUCAAAGCACUCAAAGAAGCUGAAGAAAGAAAACGGCAAAAAGCCGAUCAAGACGCCAUCAGGGCCAAAGAAAAGGCCGAUCAGGACGCCAUAAGGGCCCAAGAAAAAAUCGAUCAAGACGCUGCAAGAGCACAAGAGAGAAUCAUCCGUCAACAAGAAUUUCAAGAUCAACAGAACUUGUUCCGACAACUGAUUGCCGCCAUUCCAGCAGCAGCUGCACCAGGAGCACCAGCAGCUCCAGCCGCAGUUACAUCGACUAAGCUCCCAAAACGUCAAAUUAAACCAUUCAAAGGGGACGUGCUCGAAUGGACGGCCUUCUGGGAAGGUUACAACGCAGCCGUCCAUGAAUCAGCCAUUCCGGCGGUUCAAAAAUUUGGAUAUCUUAAAGACUACUUGAAAGGUGAAGCACAGCUGUGCGUGGAGAACCUGGAGCUGACAGACGCCAACUACACCGUUGCAGUGAAUCUACUGAAGGCGAUGUACGGCAAACCGGACGUCCUGAUCGAGGCCCACACCCACAAAUUAGCCACGCUGCAACCAGUGAAAGACAUAGCUGAUACCGCGGCGCUCAGGUGCUUCCAGCUGACUAUCCAGUCACAUAUCAAUGCGUUGGAGACACUGGGAGUUGCAAGAACGAGCCACGGAUGCCUCCUUGGAUCAAGCAUUUUACGCUCGAUCCCACUCAAACUUCAAGAAAAGUGGGCAGAAUCCGCAACAAACAAGGUAACAGACAUUGAUCAAGUGUUAAAAUUUAUCGAAGAGCAAGUUGAAGCUGCAGAGCGACUCAGCCGUCUGAGAGCUACUACACCAAAGCCGGCCCAAAAUUCUCCGCAACCGGCAAAAAUAAAACCAGCAACAACACCGACAGCUUCCCAGCUCGGAGUCAGCAGCAAGCCGACUCCACAAACAAACCAUCCAAGCAAAACAAGAAGAAAUGGCAGCCCACCACCACCAAGGAGAGAAGCGACAGCAUCAUCUUCAAGAAAGCCAAUGCUGCCCUGCGUGUUCUGCAAGGAGAUGCAUUGGGCCACGAAUUGCCCAAUGGAGCUGAAAGAAAAAAAGGCAGUCAUCACCAACGAAAGAAGAUGCUCUAACUGUUUCGGUCAACACGAGACCACCGUUUGUUUCAAUCCCCGCAGGUGUCAGCGAUGCCGAGCAAAGCACCACACAUUCUUGUGUGCCGAGAAAGAUACCAGAUUCGGAUCCUCAACCAUAAUCCCAAAUAAACCGGCCGCUGGAAGCAGCUCAACUACAGCGUGCGCAAGCUCCUUUGGUGAGAUUAUUCUCAAAACAGCAACCGUUUACAUUUUAGGCCCAUACGGAAAGCAGAUCCGAGCAAUUCUCUUCCUCGACGACGGCAGCCAUAGAACAUGGAUUAAAAAGCAGAUUUCAAGAGAACUUCAACUGAAGAUAAUCCAGGUGGAACAAAUCGCGACCAGGGCCUUCCGCCAGACAGAGGCCCCUCCAGCAGAAACUCACAACGUGGUCGAAAUGACGGUGCGGGGCACCUGGCCAGGAGCCCCAACGGUGCGCAUAGAAGCUUUGGAGGCAACCGACAAAGUAGGAAGCACCGGCCCGUACCAAACUACAGAAUUUGCAAGAAAGCUGUGGUUGGAAAAUGAAAAUUUGGCAGACGACCGCUUCGAACGUGAAGGAGGAGACGAGGACGUCGGAAUUCUUGUUGGAAUGGACCAAAUGUUCAACAUCAUGUUCAACGAGCCAGCAAUUACAAGCCCGUGCGGACUCAGAGCCUACAGUUCGAAACUUGGAAAGGUCAUCGGCGGUCCAUCCCAAGAAACAACAUCGAAGCAAAGUCAAUCAAUUGUCAGUCAACUACUAAUCAAUUCAAAUUGCUCUCUACCACAGAUCACCUCACAGCCAUCAGAAAUUUUUAACAGAAUCCAAUCAAACAAGUCGGAAAGCAGGCAGACAGGAAAUUCCAGUCUCCUUCCACUACCAGAAAAUUCUGAACAAAUCUGCUUUUUCGACUCAACAAAAGAAAGUAAAAGGUUUGAAAUGGAGAAGUUAAAUUUUGAUAUGUCGUUAUUUUGGCGUCUAGAAAAUUUCGCGAACUUAAACGACUGCGUUGCUGUGGAGAAGGACGAUCAAUUCCGCUCCUUCUGCGAAGAAAUCACGCGAUUUGAAGACGGCAGAUAUUGCAUGCCAAUACCAUGGACGACUGACAGAUGGAGACUGGAAAUCAACCACCAGAUGGCAGCAGUAAGACUGAGAAGCAUGCUGCACAAGCUCCGAAAAUCUCCAGUCGACUUGGCCAACUACACAAAAGAAAUCGAACAACUCAUAGCAAACGGAUUUGUAGAAGAGGCUGAUUUCAAUUACGAUGGCCUCCACACUUAUCUACCGCAUCAUCCAGUCUACCGAACAGACAAGGCCACCACAAAAAUCCGACCAGUUUUCGACGGCGCCGCAAGAUCCAAAUAUGGACCGAGCCUCAACGAUGUUCUGGAGACCGGACCAAAUCUUAAUCCUGAUCUCCUCUCGGUCUUAAUGCGCUUCCGGGAAAACGGGGCGGAUAUUGCGGAAAUAUCGAAAAGGCCUUUCUCAACAUCGCGCUGCAGCCCGAAGACGCUGAAGCUGUCAGAUUUUUAUGGCCAAGAAAACCGGAAGAACCCAACUCCGAUUUCAUCGCUCAAAUCUAGAUUUUCUACGACAGUCGAGCAGAUAGAAGAGCAGCUUUACGUAGACGACUACCUCGGAGGAGCAGACAACGUGCCAACAGCCAUAACUACGGUAGAAGAAACCGUCACGUUAUUCUCAGAGGCCCAACUCAACAUGAGGAGCUGGGCAACAAACAACAAGCAGCUCCGUGACUUUCUCACCGAAAAAGAAAUGUCGAACCAGAUUGUCGGAAUUCUCUCACCCACAAUAGACGGCCAGCAAAAGGCACUGGGUCUUAGAUGGGACACGAGCUCCGAUUCAUUUAAAUUUUACCCUACAUCUAUAAUGGAAGCAGCCGUGCAGAUAGGAGAAAAAAUCACCAAAAGAAAAAUUCUGAGCAUAUCAGCAAGGAUAUUCGACCCAAUUGGUUUCCUAGCUCCUACAGUCUUACUUUUAAAAAUAAUUUAUCAAAAACUUUGGGAAGGAGACAUAGGUUGGGACGAUGACGCCACACCCGAAGUGAAGAACACCUGGAGCAGCAUCAUGAAAGGCCUGAAAGAUCUACAUCAUUUGGAGAUCCCACGAUGGAUUGGAUAUUCAAAAACUUCCAUCGUCUCCGCAGAAAUUCACGUGUUCGGCGAUGCAUCAGAAGCAGCCUACGGAGCAGUAGCCUACGCACGGCUCCGACUGGAGAACGGAAUUCCUUACACCAUCCUCCUUGCAAGCAAAACCAGAGUGGCACCUCUCCCAAAAAAGAAAGUAACGUUACCCAGACUCGAACUACUAAGCUCUUUGUUAGCAAUUCGUUUAGGAGAGAAAAUCCGAACCUCCCUUCACACCGAGUCAUGGAAAACGACUUACUGGACAGACUCCCUCGUCACACUUGGAUGGAUACGAGGAGAUCCUUAUCGUUGGAGACCGUUCGUGCGAAACCAGUUGGAAACCAUCAGAAAAUUUUCCAACGCGGAUUGGUGGAGACAUUGCCCCGGAUUGGAGAAUCCAGCCGAUCUCGCUUCGCGGGGAGCGCCAGCGCAUGCGCUGGUGGAAUCGAAACUUUGGUGGCACGGACCAGCCUGGCUGACAGAAGGAGAAAGCGAAUGGCCGAAUUCUCCAGAAAACCACUCCACCGAAACUCAAGAGAAAAUCGAGGAAGAGGAGACAAAGAAAACGGCAACUGUCUCCUUUGCAGCAGUCGAAACAGCCCAGCCGAUUGAAUGGUACCUCGACAAAACCUCUACAUGGACAAAACUACUUUUCAGAACAGCCUGGGUCCUCAGAGCACUCAACCGUAUGAAGAAAAGAACGCGCGACCCAGGACUUGAACUAAAAGAAGUCAUUACAGUCGCCGGAAAAGAAAUAACGAUCGACAAGAUAGUCACCGAAGAGCUCAACGAAGCGGAGCUAGCCAUCUGCAGACAGCUCCAAAUAGAACGCUAUCCCAAAGCUUUUCGGACACUCCAGCUCGGACUGCAGAUUCACCCAAAGGAGAAAAUCGCAUCGCUCCGACCGGUCUGGGACAAUCGAGAUCGACUCAUCCGAGUCACUGGAAGAGUGGCGCUCGCCCUCAGGGAUCGAGACAUUCAACCACCGAUCCUUCUCCCAGCAAACCAUUCUGUUGUAAAAAUGUUAAUAACUAACAAACAUGUAUUUAAUUCAUACACAGGAGUAAAGACGACACUGUCAGAACUGAAAGAAAAAUAUUGGAUCGUGAAAGGACGCCAACAAGUGAGAAACGUUUGGUUCGCCUGUGUGAAGUGCCAGAAGCUGACUUCACCUCCUUUCCGACAAAUAGCAGCGCCGCUACCAGCCAACCGACUCCGCGAUGCCAGGGCAUUCGAAAUAACCGGAACCGAUUUCGCUGGCCCGCUGUACUACAAAAACGCGACUCCGAAAAGGAAAUCCAAGUCGGCGCCAUCCGUCGAACAAGUCAUUCCGGAACCUCCACCAGAAGAAGAGAACCCGGAUGCAGCGGAGCUUCCCACCGAAGAAGCUCCCGAAGAAGAAGACGAUGGCGACCAACCGGAUCCGACACAACAAGUCAACAAAAAGCAACCCAAAAGUUACAUGUGCAUCUUUACUUGUGCCGUGACGAGAGCGAUUCAUCUGGAGUUAACCAAGGACAUGACGGCUCGCUCAUUUCUGUUAGCUUUCCGUCGAUUCUCCGCCAGAAGAGGCCCAGUGAGUGGACGAUCCGCUCCCGAUCACUCCGAAUCAGUUUCUCAACAAUCGUCGUUCAACUUGUGCUACGCCGGAGCCAGCAGUCAACCUAUUGGCUCCCGAUUCAACAAGUGA